Penicillium subrubescens is the source of this 885-nucleotide messenger RNA. RefSeq names its product SDR family NAD(P)-dependent oxidoreductase. The transcript is spliced from 4 exons. The record is from RefSeq and is a predicted model, not a curated record. Bases 1 to 885 code for a protein of 294 amino acids. NCBI's taxonomy places the organism in Eukaryota, Fungi, Ascomycota, Eurotiomycetes, Eurotiales, Aspergillaceae. Gene Ontology annotation, molecular function: oxidoreductase activity, acting on the CH-OH group of donors, NAD or NADP as acceptor.
AUGGCUCCCUCCGACCGUCUCAACCAGGUCAACAAGCACCUCAACUAUCCGGCCGGCAUGCUGGCCGGCCAAGUAGCCAUCAUCACCGGCGCAGGACAAGGCAUCGGCGCCGAAGCAGCCCGACUCUUCGCCAACGAGGGUGCCAAGGUGGUCGUUGCUGAUAUCGACAGCAAGAAGGCGAAUGCCGUCGCUGAUGCUAUCAAUGCUGUCGAGCCUGGUCGCGCGCUGGCUGUCGUGGGAGAUAUCCUGGACGCUAGUUAUGUCGAGACACUGGUGAAGCGGACAGCUGAGUUUGGUGGUGGCAAGAUUCAUAUUAUCGUUAACAAUGCUGGGUUUACCUGGGAUGGAGUUAUUCACAAGAUGACCGAUAAGCAAUGGGACACCAUGCUCGCCGUCCACAACACAGCUCCAUUCCGCCUCGUUCGCGCCGCAGCACCCUACUUCCGUGUCAAGGACAAGGAGCCCCGAGUCAUCAUCAACAUCAGCAGCACGAGCGGUAUCCACGGCAAUGCCGGCCAAGCCAACUACGCCGUCGCCAAAGCCGGCGUCGUCGGCCUCACCCGCACAAUCGCCAAAGAAUGGGGUCCAGCCUUCGGCGUGCGCUCCAACACCAUCGCCUUCGGCUUCGUGACUACCCGUCUGACUGCUGCAAAGGAAUCAGGAGCGUUUAUCACCACUCCCGACGGGACAAAGGUUGCUCUUGGAAUUCCGGGGAAGCAGUUGGACGGCAAGAAGGGUGCUGAGGAGGCUUCUUAUCCGGAUAUUCCGCUGCGUAGGCCGGCGAGUCCGGAGGAGGCGGCUAGGGCGGUGUUGGGUGUUGCCAGUCCGUAUUUCUCGUAUGUUAAUGGGGAGACUAUUCGUGUUACUGGGGGGAGGAAUAUGUAA